Messenger RNA from Tachysurus fulvidraco (yellow catfish), 7176 nucleotides. RefSeq names its product hypermethylated in cancer 2 (gene hic2). The transcript has 2 exons. Gene Ontology annotation, molecular function: DNA-binding transcription factor activity, RNA polymerase II-specific; RNA polymerase II cis-regulatory region sequence-specific DNA binding; protein binding. Lineage: Eukaryota; Metazoa; Chordata; Actinopteri; Siluriformes; Bagridae. The record is from RefSeq and is a predicted model, not a curated record. Gene Ontology annotation, cellular component: nucleus. Gene Ontology annotation, biological process: regulation of transcription by RNA polymerase II. The coding region runs from base 313 to 2082 and encodes 589 amino acids.
GCAGUUUAAUAGGCCAGACCUUAACUACUAAAGGUUGCAUUGACUAUACUUAGGCCUUUUCUUAGUUUGUUAUUGCUGCAUUAAUUGUGCUCACAGUGAAGUAGGUGGGCAGCUCUGGAGUGUGUGACUAGAUCAUGUAGCUGAAUAUAACCAAAUGCCUCGAGCACUGAAGCGAAUUGGUGGCUCCCUCUGUUUCACCCCCUUCUUUCGCUUUUCUCACCCCCUCUUGUCCAGGCUUUUAUUCAAAUUUGGGUCAGGGGUGAGGAUUCUUCACGUCACAAGCUUGCAAGAUGGCGCUCGCAGAGCUGUGAGAUGAGAAAACAGGAUGGCUGUGUGAAGAGCUUCGGUCGAUUUACUGAGGUUUCUAGGUGCAGGAAAAAAAAGCUGGAAAUGGAACUGCCAAAUCAUGCCAAACAAUUGCUGCUGCAGCUGAACCAACAAAGAGCCAAAGGUUAUCUGUGUGAUGUGAUUAUAGUUGUAGAAAAUGCCCUCUUCCGGGCACACAAGAACAUUCUGGCAGCCAGUAGUAUCUACUUUAAGUCCCUUAUCCUUCAUGACAACUUAAUUAACCUCGACACAGAUAUGGUCAACCCGUCGAUUUUUCGGCAGGUACUGGACUUUAUUUACACUGGCAAGCUUUUGUCCUCGGAUCAGGUCAGUGACCACAAUUUUAAUGCCCUCCUAACGGCAGCAAGCUACCUCCAACUCCAUGACCUAGCUGCUCUCUGCAGAAAAAAGCUGAAACGCAAUGGCAGAUCCCUCCACAACAAACCCACGACUCCUACCAAUGGAAGAACUACUAGGAACCAAAGGUUGUCCUCCACACCUGUUACUCCAAACCAAGUUUCAGGGUUUAAGGACAGUGAAAAAACAAAGAGACAUGAGGAGCUACUCAAAGAUGAGUUGUCAGAGGAUGAGGUUUUUGUCAGGAAUGUCCAGUGUGCAAACCCAGCCAACUCUCUUAGUCCAUCUACUAGUAAGAAUGGGAGCAACGGCCUCAUUACCAGCAGUGGUGGCCUCUUGGAGCUUGGCCUGGAUCUCUCUAAGAAAAGCCCUUCAGGAAGCACAGUCACUGAAGAAGUAAGUCCAAGCAGUAUACCCCAAGAAUCACCUCAGUCUGCCUCAGAAUCCACAGCCAACAGUGCCUCGUUUGAUGAUCUCCCCACGAACCCUCCAACCACCGGAGAGCCUAUGGACAUAGGUGAAGCCGAGGAAUGUGACGAGACCCAGCAUUUUCCAGACCCUGACCAACAAAAAAUCACACGCCCAAUAUCGCGGUCCAGGCGGCAAACCAAGGGUGAGGCUCACAAAGGUGAAGAAAUGGAAAGGUCCACUUUGCCCAAUGGAGUUGCCAAGAGGCUAAAUGUGGCUGGAGAAAGGCUCUCGGGUGGAGGGAACUCUGAUCUGUCCUACCAUUGUAAGGAUGAGGAAGAAGGACUGGAGAAUGGCCAGGAGCAGAGCGAAGAGAGUGGCCAGAGUGAGAACGAAGGUGGACGCAACAGUGCCAACUACGUGUAUAGGCAGGAAGGCUUUGAGCCUGCCCUUGGAGACAACCUUUAUGUCUGUAUUCCCUGCGGUAAAGGUUUCCCUAGCUCGGAGGAACUAAAUGCCCAUGUGGAGACCCAUACGGAGGAAGAGCUUUACAUCAAAGAAGAGGAGGACGAUGCCUAUCCAAAGGAAGACGAGGCUGAAGCCGAGGACCUGUCAUCACAGACGGUCCAAGUGCGUGGCGUAGAUUCACGACGCUUUUGCUGUACAGUGUGCAAUAAAAGCUACAAAGAUCCUGCCACUCUUCGGCAGCAUGAGAAGACACACUGGCUUACGAGGCCUUUUCCCUGCAACAUCUGUGGAAAGAUGUUCACGCAGCGCGGCACCAUGACGCGGCACAUGCGCAGCCACCUUGGUCUGAAGCCCUUUGCCUGUGAGGAGUGCGGCAUGCGUUUCACUCGCCAAUACCGACUCACAGAGCACAUGCGGGUACACUCUGGGGAAAAGCCCUAUGAAUGUCAGCUUUGCGGGGGUAAGUUCACCCAACAGCGUAACCUCAUCAGCCACCUUCGAAUGCAUACCUCCCCAUCAUAAGCCAAAGACACUUUGAAUGGAAUACCUUGAGCGCAAAAAGAUUUCAGUACACUGCACAUCUGUAUUCUGUGAAGAUGACGGCUAUGAGUGGGCGAUCCAAUGGAGGAUUCACUCUCGGCUUGAGUGAUAUGUGUAGAAGUUAAAAAUAUUAAAACCCCAUCAGUUAAAAGACUAACAUUUUUCAAAAAUUGGUAUGAUUCUGUGGCAUUUUCUUUUCUUUCAUAAUGCUGCAAAUGUAUGCCUCGGGUACCGAUGCUGUUUUCAGAAUUCCUUGGGCUCUCCAGAUCACUUCAGACCAGCCUAUGCAUUGGUUUCUUUAUUUGAAUCUCUAAAUGUUGUCCCUAAGUAUACAAUUUCACUUCCUUGGGUCCUUUAAAGCAAGGGCAGGAGCUGGACCACAGAAUAUGUAAAACACUAAUUGAUUAACUACUAGUUGCGAAACUUUUUUUUCUUUUUAUCCAAAAAGAUAGAUUGAAAUAUAUGAUUGAGAGCUUUUAGAAAUGUUUAUGGUGUUCCUUAAAAGCUUUGUGCAUCUGACCAAACACGUUCACAAGCUUUAGUCUGUACCAUAUGCCCAUUGCCUAUUUCUAUACCAUAGCACAUACAGUCUCCGUUUAAUUCAGCUUGGAUUGUAAUUGCUACAUGAAACAAACUGACACAAUAGAGCUUCUUUUUGCUAGCCCUCUCACAGUGGCCUGUUAGUUGGUUAACUAACCAUUUCAGUUGUGGCAAAAAGUGGCCAGAAAAAAUAGGCAGAGUUGGAUGUACCCUGUUCUCCUUCUGUGCUUUGGCAUGGGCAAAUGGGGGGUAUAGAAAAAAGAGGUUCUGUGUUUUUUUUUUAAACUCUAAUGUUUACUCAUAUAAUAUAUAGGGGUUUACUCUUGAUACAAAAAGCCAAAAGUAAUGGUACUUGUUUUAGAUAACUUAUUUUCAUGCUUUAGUGAAUGUUUAAACUGGACGUUCUUUUGAUAUUUCUUUGCGGUGGAUUGAUUUGGGUGAUGGGUAGGGUUUGUUUUUUAUUGAGUUUUGAAUGUUCAUUCUGUCGGUACUGUUGUUCAGUUUUGAUUGUUAAGGUUUUUCCUUCUCUAAAAACCUAUUUUAUAGUCUUGUCACAUUACUACCUCUUAAUUCUUAAGAACAGUACAUUCAUUGAUGGAAAAAGGGGGUGUAGAUGUAGCUUGCCCAACAAGGUUGUAUAAAAUUUGAGGUUUUCAGAAUGGUCCUAACCUGCCCAUCUCUCAACAAAGUUUUGGGGGUUUUUUUUUGUUUGUUUUGUUUUUAACAUAUUUAACAUAGUAAAACUAGAACUUAGCUUGUUGGGUGCAUGUAUUUAAGUUUUAUGUAAAGAAAUCCAAAGAGAAAACUAGUACUGGGGAAAAUGAUUGCUUAUGAACAAACCUUUUUCUGUAGAAUAUGUCACUACCAAAGUUUUUAGAUUAAAUACAAAAAAUAACAUUUCAGGAGAAAUAAUAUUAUAAAGAUUUUUUUUUUUUUUUUUUACUUUUAGUUCUCAGUAAUAAGAGGAAUGAUGUGGGAAUGUUAGUUUAUACUGGACAUUGUACUAAAAACCAAUGAACAACUUUUGUAAAACUUCUGCUGAUUGGUGGGCUGGCAGUUUUUAAUUUUUUUGUUUGUUUGUUUUUUAUUUUCAAUUUUGAAGUUUACAUCAGUUUCUGGAUUUGGUUUGUCGUUAAUUUUGUCUUCGGACGGACUUUAUUGAAGGACUGUAGAAGGACUAAUUUAUUUUAGUUCAGACCAAAAAAAAAAAAAGAAAGAAAGGAGUAAGACAACAGAAGUAGAAUCUGGAUGAUGGUGUUACAUGGCCACCAUUUUGGAGAAGGUCAUUUAAUGAGGAAUCAAUACACUGGAUUGCCUCUACAGUUAACAGAAAUGCUCUUGGGCUUUUUUUGUUGUUGCUUUUUUCAGACUCAGAAACUAAUGUCAUUUAUUCAGUUGCUAAGUAUUGUAGAAAUCCUUUGCAUUAUGAAUGAUGACUUAGUCCAAAACCCUAGUUGUCAUCUUCGGUUACUGACUUGAGGGGGUCACUGUUACAUUAUCAGUUCACACAGUGGUUGGAGUAUUCCUAUUUUAAAAUACCCUCUAUUUACACAUUUAGUUGAUUUAUAGCCAGUUCCAGUGUAUCACAUUCCAUGUGUAACUUUUACCAUUCUCAAUGCAUAUUUUACUGGCAUUCCUUUAUUUAUUUAUUUUUUUUAAUCCAAAGCCCAGUGCUCACUAAUGAUCAUUAGGUGCAGCUAUCGUCAUACACUAUACAGUAAUGUACACUGACACCCUUUUUCCUGGAAUCUGGAACCCAUCUUUCCAGAGACUUAAUCCAAACAUAUCAAAGUUCUUACACGGUAGAAACUUUCAUAACUUCUUGCCCUGUCCCAUUUGGUCGUACAUCUCAUUAUGGAAGCUACACUUGGUGUAAAGUAGGAAUAAUUAAGAAUUUAUUACACAAAAUUCAGUCAUUGGGCAACACAAGUUUGGAAACACAUUCUGGUGUUGACGUACACGUAUCAGCUCAGGGAGACUUUACUGUGUCUUCCUUGUCACUCCCAUAUACCACAGCGGAUUCCAGGAAAAAGCUGCAAUUUGAGCUCUUGUGUACCUAUCAGCACUUAAGCAGUACAUCAGCGUCACUUAAGAGAUGUGAUGCGUGGCCGAAGUAUUCCGAGCUGUAGUCCAAAAGAGCACGAAAAGAACGGCAAAAUUUUCAAACUGUGACAAUAAUGUUUCUACUUCAGACUUCAGGGAUAGUUCUACAUAUUUUGGAACUGUGGAACUUUCGAGACAACAUUUGUAAGACUGUGUCAAUACUAUUGUCAAUUUCUGUAUUUUAAUGAUGAAAAAACACUAGUUUCCUACAAAAUAGAUUUUAAAGAGCGUUCCCAUUUCAAACGAUGCUUUCGGUAAAAAAGAAAAAGAAAAAAAAUAUGGAAAUGAAAGAAAAAAGGCAAAAAAAAAGAAAAAGAUUAAAGCCAGAGAUGUACAUGAAAGUUUUACUUUUAAGUUUCAGAGUGUUUUAGAACUUAAAAAAAAAAUAAUUAUUAAGCAUAAAGUGUAUAAACAAAUACGAUAAAGCUCAUACCCAAAAUUUCAGACACUCUUCCUAAACCAAAGCACAUACCGAAUGAUUGACAGCUUGUCUGAUGUAAUGAUUCUUGUGUAUAUCUCGCUGUUUACAUAAACACUUACAGUCUCCGACCUCAGGAGAGGAGAGGCCAGUUUGAGCAUGCUUCUUUGUAGAGAUGUCUUAAACUUGGGGAAAAAAUGUCUACAAUGUCCCAACCCUGUGUGUGUGUGUGUGUUUACUUAAUGUAUUAUUGCAGUUAUUGCAUCCGGUUACUUCUGUUUUUCUGCUGCUUUCAGAUGUCUACAUGAGUAUGACUAGAAGCUACAUAACACGACUUUACCUCAGACCAUUUUAGUGGGGUUGUUAGAGAGAGGAGUCUUGUUAUCCAUUUAUUCUUUUGUUUAUUCAAAUUCAAAUGUGUGUUUGUUGUUUUUUUUGUGUUUUUUUUUUUUAAAUCUGAGCCAUUUGCUGAAACCAUAGAAGAAGCAGCUUCCAUGCGACUGGCCUCUCCUCUGAACCACAUUGGUGCAAACACUUAUUGACAGUGUUCAAUAUAUUUUUUUUUUGUUGUUGUUGCUUUUUUUUUUUAAUCAAAGAUCUAUUGUCAAGUGAUGAAUGUAUUUAUUUUUUGAUCCUGUUUUCACGUUUGUUAAAGAUUUCACUUUGUGUGAGACAAGGUGUUUUCAGGGUCUUACUUUUUAUUGCUUAAAAUGACGACAAAACAAAUCCCACAAGGCUGGAGGCGUGAGGAAUGUAUGUGGUCCCAUGAAGUGUUCCUGUUCAAGGCUGGAUUGGCUCCAUCCUGAUCCUUCUCUCACUCAAGGCAUGCAUGUGCUCUGGAUCAUGUGUUCUUUUUUUUUAAUUCUUGUACUAAAGACUUGAAGGCUGUGUUUUUGUUUUUUAGUUUUAACAUUUUCCCUGUUUGCUUCUGUCUGUUGAUACACUAUUGGACUUUUAUUAAUUGAACAAGCACUCUUGUCUUGUUUGUGUUCUUUAUUGAAAGCCGUGGUGUUGUCACGCUAUCAUGGUUCAAGGCUCCUAGUGGAUUGCGUUUCCUUUAUUUCUUUAGAGGUUGUAGUGGGGGGUGGGGGGUGUCCUAUUUACAUAUGACCAACAAAGCCAAAGCUUUUUUUUAAAAAAAACGAACUCUACUCUUUUCUGCUCACCUUCACCUCACAAAGUCUGUCAGCAAAAAAAAGCAGCAAGUGGCAUGCAUCGUGUUGUGUUGUGCAGUUCUAGACGGAAUAUAUAAUAAGCUUUAUAAAAAUGCACUUUGCGUUUUGACGGCAAGGUCCCGUGUCCCCUAAGAAUCUAGAGAACUUGCUCGGUUAUCUUAUCGAUCGUGCGAUCAGCAUUUGGAGACUGAAAAAGAUUGAUCUUUGAUUUGCUGCUAUGAUUCGUAGCCUGUUGCAGCAGUGCUACGUAUUUCCUGUGUAGUAUUGUCAAGUAUCACACUGCUAAAUGUUACCCAACCACUCGGACCUCAGUAUACCAAACCAACCCACAAGUAAACCAAAGCCAGCUUUACAAGCCUCUGUGUUUUCCAUAUACUUUUUUUUUUAUUUGUUAAAAUUUUUUUUUUCUAUUUUUUUUUUUUUUUUUUUGCUCGAGGCCAUAUUGCACCUAAUACUGUGUUCCUGCUGCCUAGUUGACCAUUUAGUCCACUGUAUAUUAGCGAGUCUCUGCGCAUUCCACUGUCUGUGUCUCUUUGAUCAUUAUAUAUAUGGGGGUGUGUGUGAGUGUACUUUCACACACAAGGGUUGCAACUAUUUGUUCAAUUACUGUCACUAUUAGCGUUUUUUAGCCUUGAACAUGGUUUGCGGACAACAGCACGGUUUCACGUUUCAGUUCCUCAGAGAUCUUUGUAUUCAGGGCCGAGCUACACGAAGCUUGAAGCUCGAAUUGUGUUAUGUGAACACAAAACGAUGUACAGAGGUGAUCUUAUCUCCCGACAGUCUUAAUGUACAGCUAUGAGAAGUCAUUUUAGAAUCAUUAAAAUCUCGAUCGAAAUACUC